This is a messenger RNA of Closterium sp. Yama58-4, 2646 nucleotides long. The record is from the annotation of a GenBank genome assembly. NCBI's taxonomy places the organism in Eukaryota, Viridiplantae, Streptophyta, Zygnematophyceae, Desmidiales, Closteriaceae.
AUGGAGGUGGCUCGUACCUCCAUGAUCCAUGCGGCUGCUCCCCAUUUUUUGUGGUAUCCAUUUUCUGCGGCUGCUCCCCAUUUACCGUUUGCGGUCCGGUACGCUGCACAUCAGCUCAACCUCUGGCCCCGUGUCUCCUUACCGGAGACCUCGCCCACACUGCGUUGGACGGGGGAGGUUGGCGAUGCGUCGGUGUUCCGGGUCUGGGGCUCUCGUGCCUUUGUCUGCAAUACCUCCGCGGACAAGCUCUCCUCCUGUGCCAUUCCCCGUGUCUUCCUUGGUUUCCCCCCUGACGCGCCUGGCUGGCAGUUCUACCACCCCACCUCGCGCUGGGUUUUCCCCUCUCAGGACGUCACGUUUGACGAGUCGCCUGUCGAGGUCACUGGUGACUCUGGUGCUGCUGGGGGUGGAACUGCUCGAGGUGCUACGUCUGGAGGUGCUGAGCCAGCGGGUGCGGAGCCUGAGCGUGAGGUGCCUGGGGGUGCUGAGCCUGCGGGUGUGGAGCCUGGGGGUGCUGAGCCUGAGUGUGCGGAGCCUGGGGGUGCUGAGCCUGGGGGUGCUGAGUCUGGGGGUGCUGAGCCUAGGGGUACUGCGUCUACACUACGGGAGCCUCUCUCACCACAGCAGCUGCGUAGGUGGCUUGCUCGACGCUCCCGCCUUCGGAGUGGCGCUGCUGGAGCUGGAGGCGCCGGGGCUGGAGGCUCUGGAGCUGGAGCUGCUGGUCCUGGAGGUGCUCAAACUGGAGGUACUGGAGCUGCCGGGGCUGGUGGUGCUGCUAGUCCUGGAGGUUCUGGAGGUCUUGUUGGAGCUGGAGGUACUGGGGGUACUGGAGCUACUAGUCCUGGAGGUCCUACAGCUGGAGGCGCCGGAGAUGGAGGCUCUGGAGCUAAAGCUACUGGUCCUGGGGGUGCUCGUACUGUAGGUACUGGAGCUGCCGGGACUGGUGGUGCUGCUGGUACUGGAGGUGCUGGUGGUGCUGGCACUGCUAGUCAAGGAGGUUCCCGUCCUGGAGGCGCUGGAGAUGCUAAUCCUGGAGGUGCUGGAGGUCCUGCUGGAGCUGGAGUCGGCGAGAGCCUCUCUCACCACAGCAGCUGCGUGAGUGGCUUCCUCGAUGCACCCGCCUUCGGAGUGACGCUGCUGGAGCUGGAGGUCCUACCGCUGGAGGCGCUGGUGCUGGAGGCACUGGAGCUGGAGGCACUGGAGUUGGCGACUCUGGAGCUGGAGCUGCUGGUCCUGGAGGUGCUCAUCUUGGAGGUACUAGAGUUGCCGAAGCUGGUUUUUCUGCUAGUACUGGAGCUGCCAGAGCUGGUGGUGUUGCGGGCUCGGGAGCUGGUGGCGCUGGCGCUGGAGGCGCUGGAGCUGGAGGCACUGGAGCUGGAGGCGCUGGAGCUGGAGGCACUGGCGCUGGAGGCGCGGGCCCAGGAGGCGCUGGAGUCGGAGGCGCUAGAGCUGGAGGCACUGGAGCUGGAGGCACUAGAGCUGGAGGCGCUGGAGGUGGAGGUACUGGAGCUGGAGGCGUUGGAGCUGGAGGUAUUGGAGCCGGAGGCGUUGGAGCUGGAGGCGCUGGAGCUGGAGGCGCUGGCGCUGGAGGCGCUGGAGCUGGAGCCAGUCUCCCUUACAGAGCGUCGUGAGCCUGCGUCUCGUCCUGCCUCUCCUGCUCGCACUGCUACCCGUGCUCAUCGCGUCCCGCGUCCGCGCCCUCCUCCUGUGCCAGUUGUCACUGACCCGUCGUUUGAGUCUGCUGCUGCGUUUGCCUUAGUUGCUGAGCUUGUGGACUUUGCUGCUGCGUGUCGUCUAGACUACGCUGCCAGUCUUGUCGCUGAGUCUGAGUCUGUCUGUCCUCCGUCCGUCGGGGGUGAGUGUGCUCUUGGCACGGACGUCCUUAAGGACAGGCAGGAGGACUUUGAGUCUCUUGCGGCUGCUGUACCUCAUCUCGUGGCCUGGCUGCUUGCACCUGAGGGAGACCUGGAUGCACUGGACAUUCCGAACCCGCGCUCUUACGCAGAGGCGAUUUCGGGUCCCUACUCCUCUCAGUGGCAGACAGCCAUGGACGCAAAGAUGGCAUCCUGGAAGUCCACAGGCACCUACGUCGACGAGGUUCCCCCUCCUGGGGCGAACAUAGUCGAUGGCAUGUGGAUUUUCAGGGUGAAGCGGCCGCCGGGUUCUCCGCCUGUCUUCAAGGCUCGUUACGUUGCACAUGGCUUGAGUCAGAGACAGGGAGUUGACUUCUUUCAGACCUUCUCCCCUACCCCGAAGAUGACCACUCUUCAGGUGCUGCUGCACGUUGCCGCUCAGCAUGACUACGAGCUUCACUCUCUUGACUUCAGCACAGCGUUCUUGCAGGGCAGCCUGCACGAGGAGAUCUGGCUGCGCCGCCCACCUGACUUCACUGGGUCGUUCCCUCUUGGUACCCAGUGGAGCCUCUGGCGGCCAGUCUACGGUCUCCGCCAGGCGCCUCGUGAGUGGCACGACACAAUGAGGACGACACUUGCGGCUCUUGGGUUUGCUCCAUCCUCUGCUGACCCGUCGCUGUUCCUGCGCACCGACACUUCCCUGCCGCCGUUCUACAUCCUCGUGUACGUUGACGACUUGGUCUUUGCCACUGCUGACACAGAGGCACUCGCGCUUGUGAGGUCAGAGCUGUAG